Varanus komodoensis (Komodo dragon) is the source of this 540-nucleotide messenger RNA. It is a transcript of the gene MSGN1, whose product is annotated as mesogenin 1. The transcript has a single exon. The record is from RefSeq and is a predicted model, not a curated record. Gene Ontology annotation, cellular component: nucleus. Lineage: Eukaryota; Metazoa; Chordata; Lepidosauria; Squamata; Varanidae. Gene Ontology annotation, molecular function: DNA-binding transcription factor activity, RNA polymerase II-specific; RNA polymerase II cis-regulatory region sequence-specific DNA binding; protein dimerization activity. Gene Ontology annotation, biological process: mesoderm formation; regulation of transcription by RNA polymerase II. The coding region runs from base 22 to 540 and encodes 172 amino acids.
UUGCAAGAUACUUUGGAGAGCAUGGAAGGGAGCAUGGACUCCGAGAACCCACCCUUCUUUUCCUCAUGGGACUGGAAAAACAACACAGGGGCCGCUCUGGAGCUCAGCCAGAACUCGUCGCCUCAAAGUCUCUCUCCGUCCCCUUCCUGUGAAUCCUACUCUUCAUCCCCUUAUCCCCUGGUGGUGGAGGUGCCCUGUGCCAACAGCAGCCGGAGUGAUGGUGGCGGUGGCAGCAGCCUGCGGGGAUACCCCCUGAUGGAGUUUCCUUCCAUGUACCUCCCCAGCCCUGGACCAGGCAAAGGCCAAAAAGGCUCCAAGGUCAGGAUGUCAGUCCAGCGCAGAAGAAAGGCCAGCGAAAGAGAGAAGCUGAGAAUGAGGAGCCUGGCUGAAGCUCUGCACACCCUCCGCAACUAUCUGCCUCCGAUCUACAGCCAACGGGGCCAACCUCUCACCAAGAUACAGACACUGAAAUACACCAUCCGGUACAUCAAUGAGCUCACAGACCUGCUGAAUAGUGUCAAACAAGUACAGCUGCCUUGA